AUGGAGGCGGAGGUUCAGCAGAAUGACACUGCGAGCCAGGGAGCACAACCGAUCACUGCAGCACAACUUGCCACUCUGGCCCAGGUCUCGGCUGCAGGCCCCACUGUGACUCUGGUGCAGCUUCCCAAUGGACAGACAGUUCAGGUUCAUGGAGUCAUCCAGGCUCCGCCCACUGUCAUCCAGUCGUCACAACUGCAGACUGUACAGAUCUCCACGAUUGCUGAGAGUGAAGACUCGCAGGAGUCUGUGGACAAUGUGACCGACUCCCAGAAGCGCAGAGAGAUCCUGUCCAGACGGCCAUCCUACAGGAAGAUCCUGAACGACCUGUCUUCAGACUCUCCUGCUGUUCCUCGGAUCGAAGAGGAGAAGUCUGAGGACGAUGCUCCUGCCCACACCGCCACCAUCGCCACGGUGACGGUGCCCACGCCCAUCUACCAGACCAGCUCCGGACAGUAUAUUGCCAUCACGGGGGGCGGGGCCAUCCUGACCAGCAGCAGUGGUUCUGAUGGAGUCCAGAGUCUGCAGCCUCUGACGUCUCAGUCUGCUGCCACCAUCCUGCAGUACGCACACACCAGCGACGGACAGCAGAUCCUGGUGCCCAGCAACCAGGUGGUAGUGCAAGGAGAGGCUUAUCAGAUCAGAGCCUCCAGCUCCAUUGCUCCCAGUGUCGUCAUGUCUCCUGCUCUCCCCACGGGAACUGAGGAGGUGACCCGCAAGAGGGAGGUGCGACUCAUGAAGAACAGAGAAGCGGCUCGCGAGUGCCGCAAGAAGAAGAAGGAGUAUGUGAAGUGUCUGGAGAACCGUGUGGCUGUGCUAGAAAACCAAAACAAAACUCUUAUCGAGGAACUCAAGGCUCUGAAGGACCUGUACUGCCACAAGUCUGAGUGA
Messenger RNA from Knipowitschia caucasica, 888 nucleotides. NCBI's taxonomy places the organism in Eukaryota, Metazoa, Chordata, Actinopteri, Gobiiformes, Gobiidae. The record is from the annotation of a GenBank genome assembly.